AUGCAAAUUUUAUUGCAAUCUUACAACAAGGUAUCGGGUACCAGGUCUAUCGCGAGACUGUGGGCAAUGGUCCGUGCACGCACAAGUACCUCUGGAUCCAUUCCCAAGUCGAGGUACUUUGUCCACGCCUUCGGCUUUGCCCUCGCGACUCAUGCAUGUGUGAGCCCCAUUGCCCCAAACCUCAGGCCAAGGUUUUUCCUUUUUUUCUUUUUCUUUUCUUUCACACCCCAACCUAGUGCUUGCAGCUGCUGCUUGCUGGCGCUGCUUGCCAGGUGCUUGCUUUUCUAUACGGUUUUAAGGCCGCAUCUCGGCCUUGCGGGCCCUACCAAAGCUCCAUCUGCGCUGCGACUCAUGCAACUUCAAACAUCAAACUCGUACUUUGUAAGUCCGACAGCCUCGUUGGAACAUGGAGGUGGCUCACCCUCACCCUCGAACUUGACACCACCACUCCCUGAGACUGUCACCGCACUGUUUAACUCCAUUGUUUUGCAUUACUAG
Molecule: messenger RNA, 498 nt
Organism: Colletotrichum abscissum
Lineage: Eukaryota; Fungi; Ascomycota; Sordariomycetes; Glomerellales; Glomerellaceae
Exons: 1
Coding region: 1-498 (165 amino acids)
Source: RefSeq, a predicted model, not a curated record